This is a messenger RNA of Brugia malayi, 948 nucleotides long. RefSeq lists its product as uncharacterized. The transcript has 4 exons. Gene Ontology annotation, cellular component: nucleus. NCBI's taxonomy places the organism in Eukaryota, Metazoa, Nematoda, Chromadorea, Rhabditida, Onchocercidae. The coding region runs from base 1 to 948 and encodes 315 amino acids. The record is from RefSeq and is a predicted model, not a curated record.
AUGCAAAUUGGCAAGAAAUUAUUCAUUGACAUGCAUUUCAUCUAUUUUUUUUUCUUCUUCCAACUGAGCAAUAUUCAAACCACCGUAGCGCAAACGGACCAAACAGAACCGUUGGAUUUAUCAAUAUCAAAAGGGAAAGAGAAGGGGGAUGGAUUACAAGGCUUAUCAAUGGAAAGAAUGGGUGAAGAAGAGAUUGGAUUGCAAGUGUUUCAAACAAAGCCCUUGGAUUUAUCGGCUUCAAAAGUGAAAGAGGAAGGAAAUAAGUUAGAAGGUUUAUCGGUAGAGGGAGUGGAUGAUGAACGAAUUAAACCGCGGCGGCAGCUUGUUCCAAUCGAAACAGUAGUGGAAGUAAUGGAACUAUCAAAGAAAGAAAGAAGGGCGGAAAGGAAACAGCAUUGCAAUAUAUGUCAAAAGGAAGUAACACAUAUGAAAGAACAUAUGAUGACUCAUACCGGUGAGAAGCCGUACAGUUGUUCAAUAUGUAAAAAGAAUUUCACUAGUUCCAGUAAUAUGAAUAAACACAUGUUGAUUCAUACCGGUGAAAAGCCGUACAGUUGUUCAAUAUGCAAAAAGAAUUUCACUCAGUUCGGGGAUGUGAAAAAACAUAUGAUGAUUCAUACCGGUGAGAAGCCGUACAGUUGUUCAAUAUGCAAAAAGAAUUUCACUCAGUUCGGGGAUGUGAAAAGACAUAUGAUGAUUCAUACCGGUGAAAAACCGUACAGUUGUCCGAUAUGCAGGAAAAGUUUUAUACAAAAACACAUUUUGCAGUCUCACAUGUUCAUGAACUCAUUGCUUGUGCUGCGUUUUACCACAGUUAAACAGCUGGGACAUUUAAAGAAACGGUUGGUUCUGCAGGGGAUUGUGAUGUGUGUUGCUGUAGUUUUCAAUCAUUCAGAAAUAUGGUCGAUGAAUGAAACUAUGUCUCUUAGUAUAUGUUUUACUGCGUGA